AUGGUAACUGAGCUGUGGUCUUUAGGUUCCAUCGUGACGAAAGUGGAAAAUGUCCUCUGCGCGAACAAGGAUUUACAUAUGAAUGGGCGGCAAAAGCUGGGCGACUCGUUUUCGAAGAAGUCCACGACCCCCGAGAUGAGAACGUGGUUACCUUCAUCAACCUUGCCCUUUUCUGGUAUGGCGAAGGGCAGUGGAGGAAAAGCGCCGUUUACCAAACCAACGGAUUACUCAUUACUCGCCUAUCAGGAGUACCCUCUGCUCUGGGCAUGUUUCGUCAUUGUAGCAUUUGGCCCCGAUAUCCACUUGAAACGAGAUUUUGCCGAAUCUGCGAGAGAACUAAAUCUUCCAUGUGCGGAGGAGGAUUUUGAACAAAAUAACGUGAAGACCGGAGUGGCAUUAAUGAGUAGUCUUCACGAUGGAAGUGUGCAGGGGGAGUGUAUCAGGGUAAUAGCUUUCUGGAACAGAGUGUCUUUACUAGUUCAAAGCCCGUGUUCCAACUUCCCUUCUCGCCUAGCUGCAAUCCACGAGCUUGGCUCCGAAAUCUCGACCUGGCGUGCUGAACUUCCAGCGUCGCUAGAGCUGAGCAAUGCGCGAACUCCUCCCCAGGAUCAAAAUAACCUCCCACUGAUCUUCUUGGUUCACAUUAUCUAUCAUCAGUCCCUCUGCUCGCUGCAUGCAUCUAUUGUGCCCCUCUUCUGCUGGCACUCGGGAACUGAACAAUACCCGACAGCACGUCAAAUAUCAGCACAAAUUGCGUUCCAACAUGCCUGCUCCAUUUCAGAACUAGCUAAUAGGAUUCUGAGUCCUGCAUAUGAACUCUCACGGACGCCUAGCUUUGUUGGCUAUGCAUGCUAUUGCGCAUGUGCCGUUCAGAUUCCCUUUUUGACUAGCAGCAAUUCGAGUCUAAAGGAAAAAAUGCGCCAGAAUAUUGUCACAAAUCUCAAACUCCUCAGAGAGGUGGGGAAAUAUUGGAGAUUUAUCUCACUCCUUGGUGUCAAUAUCCAAACUAUUUACGAUAUCCAUCGCAGUCGUCCCUGCAUUGCUGAGGAUGAGCCCAAAAAUCUGGACGCUCAAAAGCUUAACGACUUCAAAAUGGAUGCCCCACGGAUAACAUCAUCGAUUCUUAACCACAACAACAUCCUCCGCGGACCUACUGGCUCAAUUGUGCAGAGCGAUGCAGAUGUGGCCAAUCUUGGGCUUGGCACUACCAGAGACCGGCAGGCAGUUCCAAUUGAAGAAACAGUAGAGGCGUUGAUUAGAGGACUAUCGCGGCCACAGGAACAGAAUACAAACACUCAGAAUGUUUCAACUGAGGAUCAAGUUCAGCCAACCUUCACGUCCCAGGACUUUCCCUCGCAACUCCAUCUCGAGACUAUCAAUGGAGGGCCUUUUUUCUUCCCCUGCUCUGGAGACUUCAUGUUUGGCGAUUUUGAGAACGAUAAUUUUUACCAGUCUCAGGUUUAA
This is a messenger RNA of Penicillium cataractarum, 1464 nucleotides long. RefSeq names its product fungal specific transcription factor domain-containing protein. The record is from RefSeq and is a predicted model, not a curated record. Gene Ontology annotation, cellular component: nucleus. Lineage: Eukaryota; Fungi; Ascomycota; Eurotiomycetes; Eurotiales; Aspergillaceae. The transcript is spliced from 6 exons. The coding region runs from base 1 to 1464 and encodes 487 amino acids.